AUGAAUGACAGGUCUAAGAAAGAUACAAGACAAGGUGUUAUUUGUUAUGAAUGUGGGCAAAGAGGGAAUUUGAAAUAUAACUGCCAAAAUCCUGGCAAUGAAUCUAAAACAAAUUUAAAUAUUUCGAAAAAGCACAAUGUUAAAUCUUCAAGUAACGUAGGCUCUGGGUUAUAUGUUGAAGCAAAAAUUAAUGGCUUCAAAGCCAACUGUUUAAUUGAUACGGGAGCUACCCUUUCUGUAAUAUCGUCCAGUUUUCUAGACAAUAAUUCUUGUACGGUUGAUUUAGAAAAUUUUGAAAAAGACAUUGUAACUGCCUCUGGGUCACCGAUAGAAAUCAAGGGAAAAACAAAGGUAAAUAUUGAAAUUAAUGGAGAAACUUCAUCAAUGCCUGUAGUAGUAUCUAAAAUAGAAGGAGAUGCUAUUCUAGGGUUAGAUUUUAUGAAAGCCCGAAAUAUUGUUGUAGACAUAGUCAGCAACGAGAUAUCAGUAAAUGGAACAAUUAUAAAGUUAAAUUGUUCAGGACCUAUCGGUUGCUAUCGAGUAGUUGUUGCUGAAAAGGUUGAAAUUCCGGCAAGGUCUGAAGUAAUCAUUCAGGGAAAAAGCAUAGAUCCUAUAAUAGAUAAAGGCCUAUAUGUUACGGAACCAAAUGAAAAUUUUGUGUCUAAUAAUAAAGGUUUUAUAGCACGGGCUUUAGUCGAAGCAAAGGAAAAAGUGCCUAUAAGAAUUUUGAACCCCUUAGUUGAGAAACAAGUCAUAUAUCCUGGCACAAAUAUAUCCACAUUAAGUCCUGUUGAGAACGUAAAGUUAGGUAAAAACAAAAGUAAACAAUCUUUUCAUAUUCCUUCUCACAUACAAGACCUUUACGAACGUACUACUGAGGAUAUGGAUAAAACACAAAUGCAUGAGGUAGCAAAGCUUCUUAAGAAAUAUGCUCACAUAUUUUCAGAAUCAGAUAAUGAUAUAGGUAGGACAGGCAUUAUACGCUAUCAAAUUCCGACAGGUGAUGCCAGACCUAUUAAACAGCCAUUACGAAGGUUACCACAACACAUGUCAGACGAAGUUUAA
Molecule: messenger RNA, 1065 nt
Organism: Mercenaria mercenaria
Lineage: Eukaryota; Metazoa; Mollusca; Bivalvia; Venerida; Veneridae
Exons: 1
Coding region: 1-1065 (354 amino acids)
Biological process (GO): proteolysis
Molecular function (GO): aspartic-type endopeptidase activity
Source: RefSeq, a predicted model, not a curated record